CAAACAUGUCUGGUCAAGAAAUUCCAGACCUUAGAACGCUGCUCGGAUCUCGCCGUGGAGGCCCCUCAAGAGGUCGUGCACGUGGAAGAGGCGGGUUUGGAUCUUCUCAUGAAGGAAGAGAAGCGCUCAAAGAUGAAGCAGUCAGGAAUACUGAUCAAGAUGCGGCGGGCUCAAGGGUGAGCUGUGUUGAACUUGGAUAUCUUCAUGAUCCAUAUGCAAAGCUCUUCGCCACACAGCCUGCAACUCGUAGACUUCCACUCUUAAAUCGAGGAUCCUACGUCCGCACAUCUGCAAUCGAUGAUCUUGUUGAUAGAUUCAUGAAUGCGUCCACUGGGCCAAAACAGAUUAUAUCUCUAGGUGCAGGUACAGAUACUCGAUACUUUCGUCUCAGGGACAGAUAUCCGGAUCUACAGCUAGUCUACCACGAGAUAGACUUUGCUACCAACACUGCAGCUAAACUCACAUCGAUUCAACGCCACCCACAGUUGCAUUCGAAGUUGACUUCGAGAUCCGCACCAAACCCCUUAGCAUUACCACCCGCUGCAACGACAUAUCAUUCCUCAACAUACAAUGUCCAUGCCCUGGAUCUUCGGACGCUGGCUGCGUCCUCUGAAGAAAACACUCUCCCCACUUUGCCCAAUAUCGAUCCUACCUUGCCAACACUUCUCCUUUCUGAGAUGUGUUUGGUAUACCUACCAGCGCCUACCGUAUCUUCAAUACUUUCAUCCUUCCUUCAGAAGUACAUACCUGAACCCACACCAGUAUCGCUCAUUCUCUACGAACCAAUCCUGCCAAAUGACGCCUUUGGCAGAACGAUGAUUUCCAAUCUGUCAACGAGGAACAUUCAUUUGCCCACUCUUCUGGCUUACCCUGAGUUAAGCGACCAGAGGGCUCGGCUCCAACAAUAUGGAUUCCACCAAGGUGCACACGUUGCAGACACUGCGUCGAUAUGGCGUGCGUGGGUGACCGACGAAGAGAAGGAAAGGGUAGCGGCAUUAGAGAUGUUAGACGAGCUUGAGGAGCUCGAUCUUCUGCUCAGGCACUACUGUGUAGCUUGGGGAUGGAGGGACAGUGGUAGCGAGGGUGUCUUCACUAAAGCAUGGGCUGACAUCAAAGAGCAAUAACGCCUUUGAGUAUUUGGUUUUCUUGGGAAAGAAUCCGAGUCUGAGGGCUCCGAAAUGGGAAGCCAGGCAUGAAUUAUAAACAUAUGUUAAACCCUCAUGAGGAAGAAACGCCUAGUCAUAGUCUAGAUACGAUCCGUAUGGGAAUCGGUAUCUAUAGUUCAAAACCUGCGCCAUGAUAAAUAAGGCCACUCUUUUUACCGGGCGGCUCUUGUUGUUCGUUCCCAGAAUUCCAAAGUCAUUGCCGCAAGGAAACAUGGAAUCUCUUUCCUCUCCUCCACCCAGAAUGUGAUGAGAUCGCGGAUCUCAUUCGCAAAGGCGCUCUGCUCUCCCCCGCUUACUUUCAUUGUACCGUUCUCUCCAUCAAAGACGAUGCUAUUCUCUCCUGUCUCUUCAUCGCCAGGAUAGAACAUACUCGUAACACGUACU
Molecule: messenger RNA, 1550 nt
Organism: Aaosphaeria arxii CBS 175.79
Lineage: Eukaryota; Fungi; Ascomycota; Dothideomycetes; Pleosporales
Product: leucine carboxyl methyltransferase 1
Exons: 2
Coding region: 6-1124 (372 amino acids)
Biological process (GO): C-terminal protein methylation
Molecular function (GO): protein C-terminal leucine carboxyl O-methyltransferase activity
Source: RefSeq, a predicted model, not a curated record